Rotaria sordida is the source of this 2007-nucleotide messenger RNA. NCBI's taxonomy places the organism in Eukaryota, Metazoa, Rotifera, Eurotatoria, Philodinida, Philodinidae. The record is from the annotation of a GenBank genome assembly.
UUAGUCGUAAAAUUAUUCUUAUUAAAGAAUCCAUCAAAAGCCAUUCCGCUUGGUACAAAUGCUGCUAUUGGUUUUACGUCAUCUAUUUAUCUUAUUUUUUGUAUUAUAUCAGGAUGUACAACACGUCGAGAAGUAUUUUUGGAUUAUUAUGAACGACGAAAUGGAAGUCUUAUACAAAUAAUUAAUUGUUCAUUAGAUACAAAUGAUAGUGAUUGUAAAUCUGGUUUAAUUUAUAAUUAUCAAGCAAUGAGAAUGAUAUCUGCAUUUGGACCAAUUAUUAUUGCGGGAAUUUUUGCUGCAACAUUAUCCAGUGCUUUAGCAAGUCUUGUUGGUGCACCAAAAGUAUUGCAAGCUGUUUGUCGUGAUAUGAUAUUUCCUAGUUUAAAAUAUUUUUCUGUUGGUAGUGGAAAAUCUGAUGAACCACAUCGAGCUUAUUUUCUAACAUAUUUUAUUGCUGUUUUAUUUACUGCAAUUGGACAAUUAAAUCAUGUUGCACCAAUCAUAUCAAAUUUUUUUCUUAUGACUUAUGCUUUAGUUAAUUAUUCAUGUUUUGAUGCUUCAUUAGCUAAAGCUAGUGGUUGGCGGCCAGCUUUUCGAUAUUAUAAUAAAUGGUUAGCAUUAAUUGGUGCAUUAUUAUGUGUUGGAAUUAUGUUUAUUAUUAAUCGAUACACAGCUUUAGUAACGUUAGUUAUUACUUAUGGAAUUUUUCUAUAUGUUCGAACAAAAAAACCUGAAGUCAAUUGGGGUUCAUCUGUUCAAGCUCAUACAUAUCGAAGAGCACUUGAUGCAACAUUAAAAUUAGGUAGUGUACAAGAACAUGUAAAAAAUUUUCGACCACAAAUGUUAGUUUUAACUGGAAAUCCAAUUUAUCGUCCAGCAUUAGUUGAUCUUGCUUCAUUAGUAACUCAUGGUCAUAGUUUAAUGAUUUGUGGUAAUGUUAUUUUGGAUGAUCCAUCAGUAAAUAUAAAAUUAUAUGAACAAAAAGAUAGUGGUGAAUUAUGGUUAAAAAAACGAAAUUCGAAAGCUUUUUAUCAACCUGUUGUUGCACCAACUGUUCGACAAGGCACAAUGGGAUUGUUACAAUGUGUAGGCGUUGGUAAAAUGCGUCCAAAUGUUGUCUUUCUUGGUUUUAAAAAUGAUUGGUUAACAAAACCACAAUUAACUUUUGAUUAUUUUAAUAUAAUUCAUGAUGCACUUGAUCUUAGUUAUGGUGUUGGAAUUUUACGUCUUCAAGCAGGACUUGAUUUUAGUGAUUUUUUUGAAUCAGAUUUACCCGAAGAUCAAGAUGAUGAUGAAGAUAGUGAUGAUGAAGAAAAAAAUGAAGUAUUUAUUUCAUCAAGUCCAUUACGUCGUUGUUCAAAAUCUUCUAUACCACAUCAAACAAAUGUUUUAAUGUUAAAAAAUACAAUAUUAAAUAAAGGUGCUUUAUUAACAAUGAAUGUAUUUCAAUCAAAAUAUUCAUCAUCACCUAUAAUUGAUGUUUGGUGGUUAUUUGAUGAUGGUGGUUUAGCAUUAUUAUUACCUUAUUUAUUACGACGACGAAAACGAUGGCGUCAUUGUCAAUUUCGUAUAUUUUCAUGUGUAUCAGGUGAAAAAAUCGAUGCUGAAAAACAACAUUUAUCAAUGGCAUCAUUAUUAAAAAAAUUUCGAAUAAAUUAUUCCGAUUUACAUGUUCUUCAUGGUCUUAAUAAAGCCCCAAAUGAAUAUGAAACAGAAAAAUUUAAUCGAAUUUUACAAACAUGGAAUCAAAAUGAUGAUAUAUAUCGUAUAACUGAUAGUGAAUAUGAAUUAAAUAAAGAUAAAAUAAAACGUGGUUUAAAAUUACAUGAAUAUUUAUUAGAAUAUAGUUCAAAAUCUACACUUAUUGUUGUUACAUUACCAAUUCCACGUAAACAAUUGAUAUCAGCUGGUCUAUAUCUUGCUUAUUUAGAUGCAAUUAGUUAUAACUUACCACCAGUUUUAUUUUUACGUGGUAAUCAAAAAAAUGUUCUUACUUAUUAUUCAUAA